UUAGCCCACGUACCGUGUAGGCCUAUGUAAGAUGGGACCUCUGCGAUGGGGAAUCUGCUCGGCUGGGAAAAUCUCCCAAGAUUUCUGCCAUGCCAUUUGUGAUCUAGAAAACCACACGAUUCAAGCGAUUGCAGCAAGGUGUGAGGAGGAUGCCCAGAAGUUAGGAGGCAAAAUAGGAGCAGAAACGACCUACGAAGGUUACAACUCGCUCGCCACUGAUCCAAAUGUUGAUAUUGUAUACAUUGGGUCUGUUAACACUGCACACUUUGCCUUAUGCAGGCUGUUCUUGGAAGCCAAGAAACAUGUCCUGUGUGAAAAGCCUCUAGGACUACAUGCUAAAGAAGUAGGUCAAAUGAUUGACCUUGCGAGGAAGAGCGGUGUAUUCUUCAUGGAGGGUAUAUGGAGCCGGUUCUUCCCAGCUUAUGAGAAGGUGAGGUCCAUCGUAUCUACUGGAGAGAUUGGAGAUGUGAAGUUCAUCACAGGAGAUUUCUGCAUUAAUGCAGUAGGGGGAGGAAGAUGUUACGAUAAAAGUUUAGGUGGUGGGGCUAUAUACGAUAUUGGGAUCUACCUGGUCCAGCUGGUCACCAUGGUAUUUGGUCCAGACCCUAUCCUGGUCCAAGGGGUUGGAGGUCUGUCCGAGUCUGGUGUUGAUGAGAUUUGCAGCAUGACAUUACAGUAUCCUAAUAAUAAGGUUGCCAAUCUGAUGAGCUCGAUCGGUCUUUUCAGCAAUAACGAGGCAACUAUCGUCGGCACCAAGGGCAGAAUAAAUCUUGGAAACAAAUUCCAUGUGGCCUGUCGUAUUGAGCUAGUACGAGAAUGCCCAGCACCAGGGUUUCUUGAGAGGGAAGUCUUUGAGUUCCCGUUGCCUCCCUGCCAUCGCCCCUUCAAUUACCACAACUCGGUGGGGCUGCGUUACCAAGCCGACGCUGUCAAACUAGCGAUAGACGAGGGUAAGACGGAGCAUCCCCUCAUCACAUGGUCCGAGAGCUUAGCCAUUCACAAGAUCAUGGAUAAACUGAGACACGAUGUGGGAUAUUACCGACCAGAUGAGGAAACAGAAAACAAGAUUUUGUGAUUGCCAUGACUAUUUAAAGCCCCACUGCACUACUUGUAAAUACUUGCUCCCUGUUUGAUUCUGAGUGGGUAGAUUCCACGGGCGUAAUGUACUAUCUAGACAGCAGAGAUCGCAGUCGAAAGUCGGUGGAGAAGACGAGUGUUAUAACUAAUUUCUAUCGAAAAAAAGGCUAAAAUGGGUUAUAUUUACAACAAAGAAUGUUGUAAAAUUUGUUUAAAUACAAGAAGCCUCCACUGACCAAUAUAUGAAAUAAACACUUAGCGUUGUUUGAUUUGAUGUUAUUUUGUUGGUCAGUGUGAAUUGAGCAUGAAUGAUGACCAGCAAUAGCGAUUGCAAUAAUACUUACACAUUGUGUUUAUUUUCUUUUCUUUUUUUCAUCUGUAUAAUUUUUUUCGUCAGUUUUAUGUAAUAAGCAACAUUAUCCUUUCUUUCCUUUUAGUUUAUCAUUAUCUUAUUCAAAGAACGUGCAUGGAAAACAUGGAAAACAUGCAAUGAACAUAUACAGCAAAAGCCAUAGAUUCCAUGUAGUGGUUACAAGCUUUUGUUUAUGUUUUGCGGACAUGCUACUAUCGCCUACGUCACAUUAUUUUCAGCGUUUUAUUUGUUUUAUUUGGUCGAGAAAAUGAAAGAUGAAAAUUCAUUUUUUUACGUCUUAAUCAAGUAUUUUUAAAAUAUGUUUUUUUUUUUUUUUUAGUUCCUGAGGUCUUAAGCUUUCCAAUGAUAUAUAGUUAUAUUUUUUAUAGAAUGGUUACUUUAAGAGUAUAUUAUUGCAUAUUUUGUGGUUUUACAAUCCUGAAAUCAUGCAUAUAUUGAUGACUGAAAAAAUUAAGUUGGUAUUUUAUUUAUUUAUUUUUUAGGUAUGAAAGUCUGCAAUAUUAAUUAAUGCCAAUUAUUAUUAUUAUUAUUUAUUAUUAUUAUUAUAAGAAGAUCUAAUGCUUUAUGUUGUCUUUGCAAUGAAAUAGUGUUGGAAAAUGAGGAAUAAAUAAAAUUAUAUUUUUAACCUA
Messenger RNA from Strongylocentrotus purpuratus (purple sea urchin), 2079 nucleotides. RefSeq names its product trans-1,2-dihydrobenzene-1,2-diol dehydrogenase. NCBI's taxonomy places the organism in Eukaryota, Metazoa, Echinodermata, Echinoidea, Camarodonta, Strongylocentrotidae. The coding region runs from base 32 to 1075 and encodes 347 amino acids. The record is from RefSeq and is a predicted model, not a curated record. Gene Ontology annotation, molecular function: nucleotide binding. The transcript is spliced from 7 exons.